Messenger RNA from Pyrgilauda ruficollis (rufous-necked snowfinch), 3063 nucleotides. It is a transcript of the gene VWC2L, whose product is annotated as von Willebrand factor C domain containing 2 like. The record is from RefSeq and is a predicted model, not a curated record. NCBI's taxonomy places the organism in Eukaryota, Metazoa, Chordata, Aves, Passeriformes, Passeridae. Bases 514 to 1203 code for a protein of 229 amino acids. Gene Ontology annotation, molecular function: protein binding. Gene Ontology annotation, biological process: negative regulation of BMP signaling pathway. The transcript has 4 exons. Gene Ontology annotation, cellular component: AMPA glutamate receptor complex.
CCGCCCUCCCCCGCCUGCCUCCCGCCUAACCCUCGAUCGCUCCCCCCCUUCCCCCGCCGAGGCGAAGCUGGAGCCGCAGGAGAUCCGCCGGGCACAGGGAGGGGACAGGGAUGGGUUGUUUUCUCUCCCCCGCCCGCCCCGAGACCUGAGGAGAUGCAGCCCAAGUUCGCCGCGAUGACUCUGCUGCUGGCACCGGGGUUUCUCCGCGGCAUCGCAGCCUCCGGACCGCCUGAAUCCUGCUCCCUCUGAAUCGUCGGCGCCGGGUUAAAGCUCAGUUCUCAUGUUGUGGUUGCUGGGCUGCCGCGCUCCCGUUUUGCGAUGGGAGGUGGAGGAAAAGGGAUUGUCCGUGAGUCAACGCCGAAAACGUGAUUAGGAUGAACUGCUUUCACUAAUCUGUUUCUAACCUUUCAGUCCAUGUUGGCCUGUGACCCCUCUCAGCUUUCACAUCCAGCCUGAUCAGACCACACUGGUCUCCCUAUGGAAGCAGCUGUUUGUAUCUGGCUUUGAGGUCCCAUGGAGAAGCUGAGGAGGGGGAUGGCUCUUCAUAUCCAUGAAGCCUGGAUACUUCUGUUUGUGCUGCCUGGUUUGGUCACUCCAGCUGCCAUCAAUCAUGAAGACUACCCCGCUGAUGAAGGGGACCAGACCUCCAGUAAUGACAAUCUGAUCUUUGAUGAUUACCGGGGGAAGGGCUGUGUGGAUGACAGUGGCUUUGUGUACAAAUUGGGAGAACGUUUUUUCCCAGGACAUUCCAACUGUCCCUGUGUCUGUACUGAGGAUGGACCUGUUUGUGAUCAACCAGAAUGCCCUAAAAUCCACCCAAAGUGCACAAAAGUGGAACACAAUGGAUGCUGUCCAGAAUGCAAAGAAGUGAAAAACUUUUGUGAAUAUCAUGGGAAAAAUUACAAAAUCUUGGAGGAAUUUAAGCCCUCGCCAUGCGAAUGGUGUCGCUGCGAGCCCAGCAAUGAAGUUCACUGUGUUGUAGCAGACUGCGCAGUCCCCGAGUGUGUCAACCCGGUCUAUGAACCAGAGCAGUGUUGUCCUGUCUGCAAAAAUGGUCCCAACUGCUUUGCGGGCACCACGAUCAUCCCCGCGGGCAUCGAGGUGAAGGUGGACGACUGCAACAUCUGCCACUGCCACAACGGGGACUGGUGGAAGCCAGCGCAGUGCUCCAAGCGCGAGUGCCAGGGCAAGCAGGCUCUGUAGCGGCCCCUGGCCAACAGCCCGCUCACGGUGAUGGUGAUGAUGGCGAUGAUGAAGGAACGGCCUCAAUGCUGCCCAGUGUCCGACCUCCUGCCAGCUGCAGCAGGGUCCCCAGCAGGCCCUGCGCGGGUGCCACGUGAGCAGAGCUCGGUGCCUGUGGGCAGGGUGUCCCCGUGCCCCCUGCAGCUCCUGUCCCGCUGUUCACGCUCUGCUCCCGGUGUCCAGGUGUCUGCUUUGCUGUGGGAGUCACCGGAGGAGGACAGCAGGAAAACAGCCCACGCACAUUCCUGGCCUGGCGAUGCCUCCGAGGCACCGAUGGAUUCACUGCUCUCACUUUCUACAGCGUGGAUCGUGGGGUUUUUCACAGUUAUUUAUUUGAAGGUUUUUUGCUAUUGUGUUUUUUUUUUUUUUUAAGUCUCUUCCUAAGCUGGGAUCAUCGGGACAGUACAGCUACGAGUGGAGCAAUAGAUGGAGCAUUUGUAUUGUGUCUGUAAGCGCAGGUGGCACUAAGGACAGGAGGGAGGUAGAAAUUACAAGGAAUGGGGGGGUUUAAAAAAAUCCCAGCUGGAAUGUAACCUGCAGCAGGACCGAGGUAGAUACACAAGUAUAGACUGCACAGCCACAACACAAAGCUGUAUCUGUGUUACACCUUCUCCACUGAGUGGGGACAAUAAAGUUGAAGACACCUACACAGUCAAUGUGACCUUGAUGGGAGCAGGGCCCACAGCUGCUGCAUGGGCAGGCUGGGGCAGCCAACCAGAAGGUGCUCCGUGAGAGCAACAUCUUACCUGGCUUGUCUGUGUGUGAUUCCUAGCUGGGGCAUUAGUGGUGGAGCAGAGGGAAGAGGGCCCAACCUGAUUCCUGGGCUGAGCACUUGCUCACCUGCCUUGUCCCAUCCCAAGGCUGCUCUCACUGGAGCCAAGGGCAGUGUUUCAUUGCCUUCAGCGACAGCAGGUCACUAUUAAAAUACGGGAUCACCCCACUGCGGAGGUUUCCAGGAAUGUCCUAUGGCUGUGGGAGCACUAAACUGGCUCAGCUGGCAGGUAAGACCCUUUGCUGCAGUGGGAGGGAGCUGCCCUGGCUCUCCAUGGGAGCACCCACACUGCCAAGGACAAAGCAAGCCAUGGUGCAGCAGGGCUGGGCUGGGCUCCUGUGAGGGCUGUCUCUCGAAAGCAGCUGCUCUCUGUGCCUGCCUGCCAGGAGCAGAGGUCCCGGCAGCCGAGGGUCCCCAUCAGGCUUUCCAGCACUGGUACCUCCUGCCUUCUCAGGCUGCAGCUUCCAGGCCAUACUGUGAAAGAAAAGCCACCAAUGUCAUCUCCCUGCCUGCCUGGCCAGGCGAGCACAGGGGCCUUUCCCAUCUCUGCCCACACUUGGUUCCCUGCUGUUUGGUCAGUCCAUGGGGGUGGUGGUGCUCAUUUUGUUCAGAGUUCGGGCUCCAGUCCAGCACCUGCUCUCCAGUGACAGCAGCGAAUCCUCUCCACAGCAUCCUCACCGAAGCAGAUCAGCACAUCAGGCUCAGUUUAUACACACUAAUGCCUUUAUACUUUCAUUUCUUCCCCAUUUUGGUGUUUUCCUGGAGGGCAGGGGUGGGAGGAGCACUUGGCACAGCAGCUGCUGUCUGUGGCUGAGCACUGGCUCCCUGCAGGCCGAGCUGGUUCCGUUCGAGACGUCAUCGCCACAUUUCUUUGUAAGCUGUUGCCUGUCAGUGACUAUCCAGUUUCAAAACUUUCAAACAAUAGUGUGCCUGAAACUAGUGAGAAAAAAAAAAUCUGUACAAAUGGGAGGGAGGGGUCCUAGAAACAAUAUUUGAUGUGUAAAAGACUAUAUUAUUAAAAAAUUAUUUUGUUAAAUAUAAAGUGUGUG